UUUCAAAUAACCUCUCUCUUUAUCUCUCUCUCCCCUCGAUCUCCAUCUCUGAGCUCUUCAUGUUCACCUCUCUCUCUCUCUCUCUCUCUCUCUCUCUCUCUCUUUUCCUUUUUUUCACCACGAGCUCGAGCUGCUAGAGACGAAGAGCCAAUGGAGGAGAAGGUGGAGGAGGAGGAGGAGGUGCGGUGCCUUGAUCUCACGAGCUACCAAUUCCACGAUCUCGGAGAGGUCGAGAUCCCCGAGAGCAUCGAGGAGCUGGACCUCACGGCCAAUCGCCUAUCCAAGCUCGAUCCCCGCGUCGCGCUUCUCUCUCACCUGAAGAAGCUCUCGCUCCGCCAAAACCUCUACAACGAUGAGGGGAUCAAGCCCCUAUCCCGCUGGGAUACGAUCUCCGGAUUGCAUCUUUUAGUUGACUUUGAGAGUUUCCACUGCUUGCCACUCUCACCUGUGCUGGAUAGAAGUGAAAAUAUUAUUGAUGGAUGUACUUUGAUGGAUUGUCUGAAGCAUUUUACUGCUGUAGAGCAUCUAGAAAGCUACCAUUGCAGUCGAUGCUGGCAUAUCGCUGUCAUAAAGCACUUAUCUCUUAAAUCAGAAAAAGACGAGGUAAUUUUGAUGAUUCUGAGGCUUCUUUCAUCAACAUACAGAGGAUCGAAGUUUGAUCAUGAAUAAUUUGCUAAAAUGCAGCGAACCUCUUAUAUAUCUUGUUUUCUGCAUUGUCCCCUGAAAUUUUCAAUACUGACAUUUUACCCUGUUAAUCUGUGAGCAAUCAAAUCAAUCAAUCUCGCCUAACAGGGUCCUAAUGAAUAUGAACUGAAGAAACCUAGUUUAGCUUUCACAUUAGAUUUUGUGCACAAUAGGAAAGUUAGGACCAAAUGGGAGUGAGGUUCAUUCUAAAUCUACUUUGUACAUAUUUGAUACCAUUAAGUCUGUUUUCAGGGCUCUGAUGUUAUAUAUUUGUGUGUUUUAUUAUGAAACUGCAGUGGGUUUGUAAAGUUGGCUCUUUCUUGUACCAAUUAUUUCUACUUGUAUAAUAAAUGUUUGGUAAAUUAACACUA
This is a messenger RNA of Ananas comosus (pineapple), 1055 nucleotides long. Its product is annotated as ubiquitin carboxyl-terminal hydrolase 27-like. NCBI's taxonomy places the organism in Eukaryota, Viridiplantae, Streptophyta, Magnoliopsida, Poales, Bromeliaceae. The record is from RefSeq and is a predicted model, not a curated record. Bases 151 to 669 code for a protein of 172 amino acids. The transcript is spliced from 3 exons.